Colletotrichum gloeosporioides is the source of this 2157-nucleotide messenger RNA. RefSeq names its product Glutamate-pyruvate aminotransferase AlaA. Gene Ontology annotation, biological process: biosynthetic process. Gene Ontology annotation, molecular function: pyridoxal phosphate binding. The record is from RefSeq and is a predicted model, not a curated record. The coding region runs from base 1 to 2157 and encodes 718 amino acids. The transcript has 7 exons. NCBI's taxonomy places the organism in Eukaryota, Fungi, Ascomycota, Sordariomycetes, Glomerellales, Glomerellaceae.
AUGGUUAAACUCGAAUUCUUCGCUGUGGAUCAUUCUGCCCGUCAUAACCUAGCUCAUACAUCAGCGCAUCCAGUGUCCAUCUCAGAGCUUGAAUCAAUUGCUAGUGGAGAGGAUUACGACGACUUCCUCCCUUCUCUUCUAUCUCAGCCUCUCGACUACCCUGCAGAUUUUGCCGGCCUGCCCCCCCUGCGAAAGAAGAUUGCGAAACUCUAUUCAGAUAACUUGCCAUUUGAAAACGUGUUGACAACCGCCAGCGGAUCUCUUGCCAAUUUCAUUGUUUUUUAUGCUUUGAUUGGCCCGGGGGAUCAUGUCAUUGUCACUUCUCCUGGUUAUCCCCAGCUUCAAGCUGUCCCGGGCUCGUUAGGUGCAGAGGUGAGCUAUUGGAAGGCCAAGGCCCAUGACAAGUGGAGCUUCGACCCUAAGGAGUUAGAAGGACUUAUCAAGGCCAACACCAAAAUGAUCGUCAUCAACAAUCCUCUCAACCCUCUGGGAACUGUCCUCUCCGACACAGAACUGCGCAAGAUCAUCGAAAUCGCUUCUGAACAUUCUAUCAUCGUGUUUUCCGACGAGAUCUACCGGCCGACUUUCUACCCCUCGGCUGGCGACGAAGAUGAAACUCCGCCUUCCAUUAUCUCCUUAGGCUAUGAAAAUACCAUAGCCACAUGCGCCCUAUCAAAGAGCUAUUCCCUUGCGGGAAUCCGCAUCGGUUGGCUCGCGUCCCAUAGCCGAAACAUCAUUGAGCUUUGCGACAAUGCUCGGGCUUAUUGCCUCAUUACAACAAGCCAGUUAGACGAACGCGUUGCCGAUUUUGCAUUGCAUUCAAAACGUUCCGCUGCCAUCAUACAGCGGAAUAUUUUGCAGGCAGAGAGGAACAAGUUCAUCGUGCAAGCUUUUAUUGACAAAUAUCCCAAUAUUUGCAGUUGGGUUGCACCUGCAGGAGCAGCCAUGGGUUUCAUCAAAUUCACGCGAGAAGGAAAGCUGGUGGAUGAUGUAACUUUAUGUCAAGUACUUCAUGAGGAGCAGGGAGUCCUUCUGGUCCCAGGAACCUGCUUUGGGAAGGAAUUCGCAGGUUGGGUUCGCAUUGGUCUUGGCAUGCCAUCUGAUCGGCUUAGAGAGGGCUUGGAAGUGAACUCCAUGGUCUCUCAACACUUCAAGAUCAAAAUGGUUGGCGAAAGUAUUACGGUCGGAGUCAUUGGGGCAACUGGCAAGACGGGCCAGUCUGUGGUCGAUGGUUUGCUUAGCUCCGAUCUCGAUUUCGUCGUUACCUCCUUCACUCGAAAACCAUCGGUCGGUAGCGCGGCAAAUCAGAAGCUGAAGGAUAGGGGCGUCGAGGUUUCGGGCUAUGACCUAGAAGGCCCGAAAGAGACCCUUGUCGCCCAACUGAGAGGCAUUGAGGUUUUGAUUUCCUGUAUAACAUGGGAACAUCUCAAUCAACAAUUACCUUGGAUUGAUGCAGCUAAAACGGCUGGUGUGAAGCGUUUUGUACCCUCGGAGUGGGUUGGGCCAGCACCCAGGGGCGUGAUUGACAUCAAAGACCAGAAAUUGGAGAUCCUCGGUGCCAUUCAGCGAGCGGGCUUACCAUACACCAUUAUUGAUGUCGGUUGUUGGUUCCAGGUUUUUAUUCCCAAGAUACCUUCUGGCAAAUCAGAUCAUGCGCAUAUGAAGUACAUUGACCACAGCAUUGUUGGGGACGGGAACCAAAAGUUUGCCAUGACAGAUAUGACAGACGUUGGAAAGUAUGUCGCACAAAUCAUUGGAGAUGAUCGAACUCUCAACAGACGUGUUCUGGCAUAUACUGAGGUCCUGAGCAUGAACGACAUAUGGGGCACUAUGGCGAAAAUAAGCGGGGAAGAGCCCCCCAGAAACUACGUUUCUGAAGCCGAGCUACACCAAAUUAUUGCGACCUCUGGCACAAGGCUCAAGGAGAGUUCUGAGAGCGCAACACAUCCAAGCAACAUCAUGGACAUUGCUCAAUAUAAUAUGGGACAGUACCGUCUUUCUUGGUGCGUUAGAGGAGACAAUACACCAGAGUACGCUGAUUACUUGGGGUACUUGGACUUUUGGAAGGUCUUCCCGAGGUUUGAGGGAGGUAGAACUCUUGAACAAUUCUUUCAAGACAUAGUCAACGGAGGGUCGCCAGGAUAUAUCAUGGAAUAG